AUGGUGCGCAUGAAUGUUCUCGCCGAUGCUCUUAACGCCAUCAACAAUGCUGAGAAGAGAGGAAAGAGACAAGUCCUCAUCAGACCAUCAUCGAAGGUCAUCGUUCGCUUCUUGACCGUUAUGAUGAAACACGGAUACAUUGGAGAAUUCGAAAUUGUUGAUGAUCAUCGCGCUGGUAAAAUCGUUGUUAACCUUACUGGUCGUUUGAACAAAUGCUCUGUCAUUUCUCCACGUCUUGACAUUAGACUUAAGGAUUUGGAGAAAUACACCACCAGCUUGCUUCCAUCUCGUCAGUUCGGAUAUUUGAUCCUUACCACUUCCGGAGGAAUUAUGGACCACGAAGAAGCUAGAAGAAAGCAUUUGGGAGGAAAGCUCCUCGGCUUCUUUUUCUAA
This is a messenger RNA of Auanema sp. JU1783, 393 nucleotides long. NCBI's taxonomy places the organism in Eukaryota, Metazoa, Nematoda, Chromadorea, Rhabditida, Rhabditidae. The record is from the annotation of a GenBank genome assembly.